ACUCUCCCCGUGCCCGGCUGCUGUCCGGCGGCUCCAUCAUGUCCUGCUUCCCUCAGCUCUGGCGCUCCAGCACCCCCGAAUCCCCGUCCAGCCCUUCUCCCACCUCCCCGGUUGAGAUCGCCGUUCCGAUCAGCCCCAUCUCGGUCACCUCUSCCACCGAUGGCCGCAGGAAAGGCGGCCGCUCGCCCACGGGCUCYCCGUGCUCGCCAAAAGGCUCCCCAUGCUCGCCCAAACCCGCCUCACCCGUCGAGUGCUCCAUCUGCUUCAACACCUACGACAACACCUUCAAAACGCCCAAAUUGCUGCAGUGCUCGCAUGUUUUUUGCUUGGAGUGCGUGGCUCGGCUGAGCGCGGGGCUGCGGCCGGAGCAACCGGCCGAGAUGCUGCCGUGUCCGUUUUGUCGCCAGCUGACCGCUCUGCCCCGCGAGGGAGCCCCGGCGCUCCGCACCAGCCGGGAGCUGCUGGCCACGCUGCCGCCCGAGCUGCAGAGCGAAAAAGCGCUCUGGAUGGAGGGGACGCGGCUCUGCUGCCGCCGCGCCUCGGCUGACCCCGAGGAUCCGGACUCGUGCGUGUCCAUCGAUGUGGCCAUGAGCAAACCGGACAGCGCCGAGGUGGCUCCGGACGGGCUGGCGGCGCGGUUGUCGCGCUGUGAGCUGUGUGACGAUUGGAAACGCGUGGUGCUGCUGGCGGCGCUGGUGAUUAUCCUCUUCUGUAUCGUGCUGUGGCCGGUGCAGUGCGCGCUGCGCACCGGGAACCUGCGCUGCUUCGCCCGAGCCAGCGCGGCCGCACGGCCMGAGAUGCUGCGGCCAGAGAUGCUGCCCCCAAAACCCAGCGCGG
Molecule: messenger RNA, 837 nt
Organism: Malurus melanocephalus (red-backed fairy wren)
Lineage: Eukaryota; Metazoa; Chordata; Aves; Passeriformes; Maluridae
Gene: RNF223
Product: ring finger protein 223
Exons: 1
Biological process (GO): protein ubiquitination
Molecular function (GO): ubiquitin protein ligase activity
Source: RefSeq, a predicted model, not a curated record